This is a messenger RNA of Orycteropus afer afer, 3914 nucleotides long. RefSeq names its product solute carrier family 4 member 3 (gene SLC4A3). Gene Ontology annotation, molecular function: solute:inorganic anion antiporter activity; monoatomic anion transmembrane transporter activity. NCBI's taxonomy places the organism in Eukaryota, Metazoa, Chordata, Mammalia, Tubulidentata, Orycteropodidae. The record is from RefSeq and is a predicted model, not a curated record. Gene Ontology annotation, biological process: regulation of intracellular pH; transmembrane transport; monoatomic anion transport. Gene Ontology annotation, cellular component: plasma membrane.
CUGCGCGCAAGAGGCGGAGCGGAAGCCCGGCUGCCGCGCCCGGAGCGAGCGCGGGAGGGGAUGGGGCGCGGCGGCUCGCCCGGGCCCCGCCAGCUCCCGAGCCCCGAGGGCGCCCUCCUAGGCCCCCGCAGCGCCCUCUUCUUCUCUCCCGGGUCACGGGUCCCUAAGUGAGCGAGAGCCUCCCCGGCCGCCGCCCCGGCCAUGGCCAACGGAGUCAUCCCGCCGCCCGGGGGCGCCUCCCCCCUGCCCCAGGUCCGGGUGCCCUUGGAAGAGCCCCCUCUGGGUCCAGACACAGAGGAAGAGGAUGAUGACUUGGGCAAGACCUUGGCUGUGAGCAGGUUUGGGGACCUCAUCAGCAAGCCCCCGGCCUGGGACCCCGAGAAGCCCAGCCGCAGCUACAGCGAGCGGGACUUUGAGUUUCACCGGCACACAUCCCAUCACACCCACCAUCCGCUCUCUGCGCGCCUGCCUCCACCCCACAAGCUUUGGCGACCGCCCCCCACCUCUGCCCGGCACACCAGGAGGAAGAGGAAGAAGGAGAAAACCUCGGCACCCCCCUCCGAGGGGACCCCUCCCAUCCAGGAGGAGGGGGGAGGUGGGGUGGAGGAGGAGGAGGAAGAAGAGGAGGAAGGGGAGUCCGAAGCAGAACCUUCGGAGGCCCUGCCCUCUGCAUCCCCACAGAAGGCCAAGUUUUCCAUCGGAAGUGACGAGGAUGAUAGCCCUGGCCUCCUGGGAAGGGCUGCCUCUGCUAGGCCCCUGCCCUCAGUGGGUCUUCGUGCCGACAAGAGCCCCCAGCACUCGGGCAGCUCCCCCAGCCCCAGGGCCCGGGCCUCCCGAGUGGCUGGGGAGAAGAGCCGACCUUGGAGCCCAUCGGCCAGCUAUGACCUCAGGGAGCGGCUGUGCCCAGGCAGUGCCCUGGGCAGUCUGGGUGGCCCGGAGCAGCAGGUGCCCACUGAUGAGGCUGAGGCCCAGAUGCUGGGCUCUGCAGACCUGGACGACAUGAAGAGUCACCGGCUGGAGGACAACCCUGGGGUGCGGCGGCACCUUGUGAAGAAGCCGUCCAGGACGCAGGGCGGGAGGAGCAGCCCCAGUGGCCUGGCCCCCAUCCUGCGCAGGAAGAAGAAGAAGAAGAAGCUGGACCGGAGGCCACACGAGGUGUUUGUGGAGCUGAACGAGCUGAUGAUGGACCGCGGCCAGGAGCCUCACUGGCGGGAGACGGCCCGCUGGAUCAAGUUUGAGGAGGACGUGGAGGAGGAGACAGAGCGCUGGGGCAAGCCCCACGUCGCCUCACUCUCUUUCCGCAGCCUGCUAGAGCUUAGGAGGACCAUUGCCCACGGAGCCGCUCUCCUGGACCUGGAGCAGACCACCUUGCCGGGUAUUGCGCACCUAGUGGUGGAGACCAUGAUCGUGUCUGACCAGAUCCGGCCAGAAGACAGGGCCAGCAUCCUCCGUACCCUGCUGUUGAAACACAGCCACCCCAAUGAUGACAAGGACAGUGGCUUCUUUCCCCGAAACCCGUCGAGUUCCAGCGUGAACUCGGUCUUGGGGAACCAUCACCCGACACCCAGCCAUGGCCCUGACGGUGCAGUUCCCACCAUGGCUGAUGACCUUGGGGAGCCUGCCCCACUCUGGCCUCAUGACCCUGAUGCCAAGGAGAAGCCCCUCCACCUGCCUGGGGGAGACAGUCACCGGGGGAAAAGCCUGAAGCUUCUGGAGAAGAUCCCUGAAGAUGCCGAGGCCACAGUGGUGCUCGUGGGCUGUGUGCCUUUCUUGGAGCAGCCAGCGGCAGCCUUUGUGCGGCUGAGCGAGGCCGUGCUUUUGGAGUCUGUGCUGGAGGUCCCCGUGCCGGUCCGCUUCCUCUUUGUCAUGCUGGGGCCCAGCCACACCAGUACCGACUAUCAUGAGCUGGGGCGCUCCAUUGCCACUCUCAUGUCUGACAAGCUGUUCCACGAGGCGGCCUACCAGGCGGAUGACCGGCAGGACCUCCUGAGUGCCAUCAGUGAGUUCCUGGACGGCAGCAUUGUGAUCCCGCCAUCCGAGGUGGAGGGCCGUGACCUGCUGCGCUCUGUGGCCGCCUUCCAGCGCGAGCUGCUGAGGAAACGGAGGGAGCGGGAGCAGACCAAGGUGGAGAUGACCAUUCAGGGCAGCUGCGCAGCCCCCGGGAAAGAGCUGUCUGUGGAGUUGGGGGGCUCUGAGAUGAGCCCUGAAGAUGACCCCCUGCUACGGACCGGCUCAGUGUUUGGGGGGCUUGUGCGGGACGUGAAGCGCCGGUACCCCCACUACCCCAGUGACCUGCGGGACGCUCUGCACUCCCAGUGUGUGGCUGCUGUGCUCUUCAUUUACUUUGCUGCCCUCAGCCCCGCCAUCACUUUUGGGGGACUGUUAGGAGAGAAGACUGAAGGGCUGAUGGGCGUGUCCGAGCUGAUCGUGUCCACGGCUGUGCUGGGGGUGCUCUUCUCACUGCUGGGGGCCCAGCCUCUCCUCGUGGUUGGCUUCUCAGGGCCCCUGCUCGUGUUUGAAGAAGCAUUCUUCAAGUUCUGCCGAGCCCAGGACCUGGAGUACCUCACUGGCCGCGUGUGGGUUGGCCUCUGGCUGGUGGUCUUUGUUAUUGCCUUGGUGGCCGCCGAAGGCAGCUUCCUGGUCCGCUACAUCUCGCCUUUCACCCAGGAGAUCUUCGCCUUCCUCAUCUCGCUCAUUUUCAUCUAUGAGACUUUCCACAAGCUCUACAAGGUGUUCACUGAGCACCCACUGCUGCCAUUCUACCCCCCUGAGGGGACCCUGGAGAGGGUGCUGGAGGCCAGCCUGGACCUGAACUCGAGCGCCCUGCCCCCAACCGAGGGGCCGCCGGGCCCAAGGAACCAGCCCAACACGGCUCUGCUGUCCCUCAUCCUCAUGCUUGGGACCUUCCUCAUUGCCUUCUUCCUGCGGAAGUUCAGGAACAGCCGCUUCCUGGGUGGCAAGGCUCGCCGCAUCAUCGGGGACUUCGGCAUCCCCAUCUCCAUUCUGGUGAUGGUCCUGGUUGAUUACUCCAUCACAGACACCUACACGCAGAAGCUGACGGUGCCCACGGGGCUCUCCGUGACUUCUCCCCACAAGCGCACGUGGUUCAUCCCGCCCCUGGGCAGUGCCCGGCCUUUCCCGCCCUGGAUGAUGGUGGCGGCUGCUGUCCCUGCCCUCCUGGUCCUCAUCCUCAUCUUCAUGGAGACACAGAUCACUGCGCUCAUCGUCAGCCAGAAGGCCCGGAGGCUGCUCAAAGGCUCCGGCUUCCACCUGGACCUGCUUCUAAUCGGUUCCCUGGGUGGGCUCUGUGGGCUGUUUGGACUGCCCUGGCUCACAGCUGCCACCGUCCGCUCAGUCACCCACGUCAAUGCACUGACCGUGAUGCGCACUGCCAUUGCCCCCGGCGACAAGCCCCAGAUCCAGGAGGUGCGGGAGCAGCGGGUCACCGGGGUGCUCAUCGCCUGUCUCGUGGGCCUGUCCAUCGUCAUGGGGGCUGUGCUGCGCCGGAUCCCGUUGGCUGUGCUCUUUGGGAUUUUCCUGUACAUGGGGGUCACGUCACUGUCAGGGAUCCAGCUGUCCCAGCGUCUGCUGCUCAUCCUCAUGCCGGCAAAGCACCAUCCUGAGCAGCCCUAUGUGACCAAGGUGAAGACAUGGCGGAUGCACCUGUUCACCUGUAUCCAGCUGGGCUGCAUUGCAUUGCUCUGGGUGGUCAAGUCCACGGCAGCCUCUCUCGCCUUUCCCUUCCUGCUGCUGCUUACGGUGCCUCUGAGGCGGUGCCUUCUGCCCCGGCUCUUCCAGGACAGGGAACUGCAGGCGCUGGACUCGGAAGAUGCGGAACCAAACUUCGACGAGGACGGCCAGGAUGAGUACAAUGAGUUGCACAUGCCUGUCUGAGCGUCCAAGAUGGUGGCCCU